AUGGUACCCAUGAACUUCUUGCUUGUGGCAGUAGCAGCAGCAGGAGGGGGCUCUGGACCAGGUCAGGACCCCCCACAGCCGCGCUUCUCCUCCGCCCUGCCCACCUACCUCCCAGCCCAGUGCCAGCUGACUGGAGCAGACUCCGCCUUCUUCCUGCGAGAGGCCAAUCAGGAGGUGAUGAGGAACGGCAGCCUCUCAUCGCGUACAGAGCCGUUCUUCCUCCACCAGUUGGGGGCCGGUGUGAGGGCGCCCCACUCUCUGCCCAUAGUAAACUGCAGCUACUCAAACCUGAGCGCCGAACAGCCAAUCCCAGUGGAGCUGUUGCAGGGAGCCCCGCCUCAUCUCAGCCUUGUAACCAAUCAGGUGACACUCAACUGGAGGGUGAAAGGUCACAUCGUAAUGUCAAAAGUCGGGUCUACACGGCCGUGGAUACAGGUCCUGUUCUACCUGGUGGGGCGGCGCUGGGAUGAGCCUGAGCCCAUCCCUCUGAACCUGCUCCCAUGUGUGCGCGCUAUCGCCGUGAGAGACCCCACUGAAUCCUCCCCCUCGGCUGGCUGCCGGCUGCUGGAAAAAUCUGGUGUUUGUGUGGUGCGUCUGGAGAUCCCCCCAGCUUGGUUCACACCUCCACAAGUGAGAAGACGUCCUCCUGAAGUGGCCCUCCCCUCCCUGGACAUCUACUUCUCCAUCUUACCAGCAGAUGGCUUAGGUCCAGAAUGCCCUUCUAUUGUAAAUGAACCAUGGAAAAGCCCAAAUGUGGGUCCGCUUGGGGGGCUAGGACUGGGCCUGGGGGGACCGUGGAGCACCCUGGUGGAAGGAGGACUGCAGGACUUUCAGAAGAUUGGCUCUGUAGCGAUGUCUGUGGGCCCGGUUUCAGCUAAAGGAGACCGACUGAGACUGGAUGAGAAUGUGGAGGUUGUGAUUCCGCCCAGUCCCAUACGCCGCGGAAGGAUGGUGUCAUUUGGCGUCUACAUGAAGACAGACUCGACAGUGGAACAGUUCACCCUCAGGGUGUGGUUCCAGGCAGGCAUCAACUUCCUGGCAGUAAAGCCAAGUAACCUGGUGGCGUGGGAGAUCAAACAGGAAAUGACACCAGGAAGCUCUUCUUUAGCGGUGAUCUGUCAGAGGAAAGCCUCCUCCACAGCUGAAAGGUUGGACAGUCCAUCGUAUGAAGUGAUGCAGCUGGAGUUUGAAGUGGAUAACGUGAUAACCAUGGUAUUCACCCAGACCCUGCACUGGAACACGGAGUACCCCACAGACACCCCCGCCACAGCCAGGCAGGCGGACAAAGUCUCCCAUCUCUACAUCACCGACGUAGACAUACAGGGCAUUGUGCCACUGGCUGAGGAUACAGAGGUGGUGAACACAGCCAUCCUCACCGGGCGUCAAGUGUUCGUGCCCAUCAGACUAGUUACUGUGGAAACAGAUGGAAAGGUGCGGGACGUAGAUGGCCUGGUCACCUGCAGCUCUACAGACGUGGAUGUGGUCAAGGUGGUUCCAACCUGUGACCAAGUGCUGGUGAAUGGGAAGGAGAUGCGCGGGCGACAGUCUCUGGCAGUGAACUUCAGUUACCUGCACCUAUGGGCACAGCUGCAGCUCACAGUGUGGGUGCCCAAACUGCCUUUGCAGAUCGACGUGUCUGACACCGAGCUGAGCCAGAUCAAAGGCUGGAGAGUGCCCAUCGUCACUAACAGGAGACCCACACGAGACAGUGAAGACGACGAGGACGACGAGAAGAAGGGCAAAGGCUGCACCCUCCAGUACCAGUAUGCCUUGGUGAGGGUGCUGACCCAUUUCGUGGCAGAGCCGUCGGACCCUGGUGGAGAGAUGGUGUACAUGCUGGGCUCUGACUGGCAAGCAGACAUCACACACUUAGUCCUGGAGCAGUUGAAGGUGGAGGAUCCUCGCAUUGCCAAAUUGAUUGACGGAAGAAUCCUUGUGGGACGAGACUUGGGAAUCACCACUAUCCAGGUGCUGUCCCCACUGUCUGACUCCAUCUUGGCUGAGAAGACCAUCACAGUGUUGGACGACAAGGUGACCAUCUCUGACAUGGGAGUCCAGUUGGUGUCUUCUCUAUCUGUGAGUAUCAGCAUCAGCCCUGGAAACAGCCGGGCCAUCCAGCUCACCGCCAGUGCCACAGACCUGCUGCAUGCUCCCAAACAGGAGGCGGUGAUCAGCGCCUGGAUCCAGUACAGCGAUGGUUCAGUCACUCCACUCGAUAUCUACGAUCCCAAAGACUUCCUCCUCUCUGCUGUGUCCUUGGACGAGAGCAUCAUCUCCAUCAACAACAUGGAGCAACACUGGCCUGUAGUGGUGGCCGAGGGUGAUGGACAGGGGGCACUGGUUCGUGUCGAGAUGGUUAUCUCCGAAACGUGUCAGAAAUCCAAGAGGAAGAGCGUGCUGGCGUCUGGAAUCGGUAAUGUGUUGGUGAAGUUCGGAGCGAAGCCUGAGGACAGAGGAGGAGCAGGAAGAGGAGGAACAGAGGACAGCACAGUGGACAAUACGACCAGUGACCAGAGGAGCAGAGAUGGAGAGUGGAAGGCCAACAGUGUGGCUGCAGACAGGGAGGAGGGAGCUAUGAGGAAGUUCAGCACAACGACCAAAAGCACGGUGACGCAGCGCUCUUCUGGAGGUAAAGCUGGAGGCAGUCGUGGAGGAGGUUCUGGUCAGUCUGGGGACUCCAGUAAUCCCGCCCAGGUGGAGGUGCCCAAAGCAGGGGGCAGUGAGCUGAGCCACACCACCAGAGGCCUGUCUGACCUGGAGAUCGGCAUGUACGCUCUGCUGGGGGUCUUCUGUCUGGCAAUACUGGUCUUCCUCAUCAACUGUGUCAGCUUCGCAUUCAGGUACCGUCACAAACAGGUCCCAGUGCUGGAAGCUGGAGGCAACAUGAACCACGCCCAUGACUGGGUUUGGCUGGGCAAUGAGGCGGACAUUUUGGGGGACCAUUCCGAUCAGUGCCAGGCCGGGCUGCCAGAUGAGUGCACCACCAUCAUCGACCGGACGGAGGCCACCUAUGAGGAGAGCAAGUAUCUGCUGAACGGAGCGGAGAACACCCUGAUGAUGGGUGUGGGAGGGGGGAUGAGCACCCUCGCUGGUGGCUCCAGUGUACAUCGGGGCAUGAGUCAUAGACAGACUUUACCUCGGUCAGGCCCAGAGCCGCACCAGUGCCUUUCAGCCCUCAGCGCCAGUGGAAAAGACAGUGCAAACUCAGCCGAGCACCUCAAUAACUCCCCUCGAGCUGCUGCCGCCGCCGCGGUCGCAGCUGCUAAACGCAAACGUGUCAAGUUCACUUCUUUUGCGACAGUUCUGCCCAAUGACAACUCGGGCAGCAGUGCAGUGUACGCCAACACAACAGGCCUCAUGUCCAAUGGGAGCGAGGACGACAUCAAGUGGGUGUGCCAGGACAUGGACCUGGGUCAGUCUGAAAUCAGAACCUACAUGGAGCGGCUACAAGACAAUCUGUGA
Boleophthalmus pectinirostris (great blue-spotted mudskipper) is the source of this 3462-nucleotide messenger RNA. Its product is annotated as transmembrane protein 132D. The transcript has 16 exons. Lineage: Eukaryota; Metazoa; Chordata; Actinopteri; Gobiiformes; Gobiidae. The coding region runs from base 1 to 3462 and encodes 1153 amino acids. The record is from RefSeq and is a predicted model, not a curated record.